UCUGUUUCUUUCUUUUUACAUUCCUUCUUAGAACUCAGGAAAAAAAACAAAUAUGGCGCCACCUGGCUCAUUUGGAAACAACAUCACUGUUGAUUCAUUUGAGGCUUUUCUUCAAGGCUGGUUAUUACGCCAAGAACAAUUCUUGAAUGAACUUAUAAUAGCACAAAACACAUAUGAUGAAUCACAAGAGGGUAUUAUUAAAAACCUUAUUUCUGGUGUCCUAGCUCAUUAUCAAGAAUACUUUGAAGAAAAAUCAAGAAUGUCUCAUAGAAAUGUAUUCAAUGUGUUUUCUCCUGCAUGGUUUACUCCAUUAGAAAAAAGUAACUUAUGGAUUGCAGGGUUUAAACCGGGAUUAGCUUUUUCCUUGGUAAUGAAUUCUGUAGAUGAUUUGAGUCAAAAUCAAGUCGAGAAAAUUAAUAGGCUGAAAUUUGAAACAAGGGUUCAAGAAAAGAAUCUUAUGGAUGAGUUGGCCAAAAUUCAAGAAAGUGUGGCAGCCCCUCCAUUUAUGGGACUAGCACAACAGUUCGGAGCUGAACUCCUGAGAGGGGAUGGUGGAGAAAUAAGAGAAGUGGAUGAAAAUAUAGAGAUACUAAGAUCAGCUCUAGAGGAUGUGAUAAUGGAUGCAGAUAGAUUAAGGACAACAACAGCAGAGAGGGUGGUGGGGAUAUUAAAUCCUUUCCAGAGUUUGAAGUUUUUGACAGCUGCAGCACAACUUACAGUUGAGAAUAAGAAUGUUGGGAAUGCAGAGAGAAGCAGAGAGGCAACAAAUGCAAACUUCAGUUGGUCGGUAGAUUUUCAGUUCACUUUUUUUUGGGGUAAUUUUGAAGACUGAAUCAUGAUAAGUUAGAGGUUUUGUGUUGGU
Nicotiana attenuata is the source of this 862-nucleotide messenger RNA. Its product is annotated as protein DOG1-like 4. The record is from RefSeq and is a predicted model, not a curated record. The transcript is spliced from 2 exons. Gene Ontology annotation, molecular function: sequence-specific DNA binding. The coding region runs from base 53 to 832 and encodes 259 amino acids. Lineage: Eukaryota; Viridiplantae; Streptophyta; Magnoliopsida; Solanales; Solanaceae. Gene Ontology annotation, biological process: DNA-templated transcription.